Messenger RNA from Mauremys mutica (yellowpond turtle), 7368 nucleotides. RefSeq names its product beta-secretase 1 (gene BACE1). Gene Ontology annotation, biological process: membrane protein ectodomain proteolysis; amyloid-beta metabolic process. The transcript has 9 exons. Gene Ontology annotation, cellular component: trans-Golgi network; membrane; endosome. The record is from RefSeq and is a predicted model, not a curated record. Gene Ontology annotation, molecular function: aspartic-type endopeptidase activity. The coding region runs from base 449 to 1954 and encodes 501 amino acids. Lineage: Eukaryota; Metazoa; Chordata; Testudines; Geoemydidae.
UCUUGAUUGCAGAGUGAAGAGAUUAUGGUGGACUGACAAAUGCUGUCUCUGGAGCCUGGAAACUGACCAGAUGGCCUGAUUUUCCCAUGCUUCAGCUAACCAAAAGAAGGAGGAAAGAAAUCAUCCCAGCAUGACUGCUGCUUCCAGGUUCUUAUUUGCACUGAAUCGCCUCUUGCCGACUCCUCUCCUAGAUGCUUGAUAGUUAUUACUUUAGACUUACCAGUCUAGAGAGAUUUUCAAGCUGGAAUUCUCUCUGCCCCAAAGAUGCUACUGGGGACUGCUGGCUUACUAGGAAGGAACAUUUGGUUAUCGAAGUAAAACUUUUACCUAGUCCUUAUGCAUUUGCCUGUGCAAAGGGACGGAUUUCCUUGAAGACAACGACAGCAACAGCACCAUCCCCUCAGGAACAACAAAUUUAAGGGAAGGGCUGGGCAGGGCUUUCACCAGAAUGGCUCAUGUGUUGCCCUGGUUGCUGCUGUGGCUGGGGUCUGGCAUGGUGCGAGCCAGCCAGCCACACCUGGGGAUCCGGGUGCCUCUGAGGAAUGGGAUGGGGACCUUGCAACAGACCCACAGGAUGCAGCGCUCCGCUGAGGAGGAGCGGGAGGAUUCCAGACAAAGAAGCAGUUUCAUGAAUAUGGUAGAUAACUUGAGGGGGAAAUCUGGACAGGGCUACUAUGUGGAGAUGACGCUCGGCAGCCCCCCACAAAAGCUGAACAUUCUGGUGGACACGGGGAGCAGUAACUUUGCCGUGGGGGCAGCGCCGCACGCCUUCCUGCGGCGGUACUACCAGCGACAGCGGUCCAGCACCUACCGGGACUUGCGGAAAGGGGUCUACGUGCCAUACACCCAGGGCAAAUGGGAAGGGGAACUGGGGACGGACCUGGUCACCAUCCCCCACGGCCCGAACGUCACCGUCCGCGCCAACAUCGCUGCCAUCACAGAGUCCGACAAAUUCUUCAUCAACGGGUCAAACUGGGAAGGGAUUCUGGGGCUGGCCUAUGCCGAAAUUGCCCGGCCCGACGACACCCUGGAGCCCUUCUUCAACUCGCUGGUGAAGCAGACCCGGGUGCCCAACAUCUUCUCCCUGCAGCUCUGUGGGGCCGGCUUCUCUCCCAACGAGUCCGAGGCCCUGGCGUCGGUCGGGGGCAGCAUGAUCAUCGGGGGCGUGGACCACUCCCUCCACGUUGGCAGCAUCUGGUACACGCCCAUCCGCAAGGAGUGGUACUACGAGGUCAUCAUCGUCAAGAUGGAGAUCAAUGGGCAGGACCUGAAGAUGGACUGCAAGGAGUAUAAUUACGACAAGAGCAUUGUGGACAGCGGGACCACCAACCUCCGGCUGCCAAAGAAGGUGUUUGAGGCUGCAGUGAAAUCCAUCAAAAUUGUGUCUUCGACGGAGAAGUUCCCGGAUGGCUUCUGGCUGGGGGAGCAGCUGGUUUGCUGGCAAGUCGGCACCACCCCCUGGCACAUCUUCCCAGUCAUAUCGCUCUACCUGAUGGGCCAGGCGACAAACCAGUCCUUCCGGAUCACCAUCUUACCCCAGCAAUACCUGCGCCCCGUCGAGGACGUGGCCACAUCCCAGGACGACUGCUACAAGUUUGCCAUCUCCCAGUCCUCCACAGGCACCGUCAUGGGCGCCGUCAUCAUGGAAGGCUUCUACGUGGUCUUCGACCGCGCCCGCAAGCGGAUCGGCUUUGCCGUCAGCACCUGCCACGUGCACGACGAGUUCCGCACGGCGGCAGUGGAGGGGCCCUACCUGCACCCCGACAUGGAGGACUGCGGCUACAACAUCCCGCAGACGGAUGAGUCCACCCUGAUGACCAUCGCCUACGUCAUGGCGGCCAUCUGCGCCCUCUUCAUGCUGCCGCUGUGCCUCAUGGUCUUCCAGUGGCGCUGCUUCCGCUGCCUGCGGCGGGACCACGACGACUUUGCCGACGACAUAUCCUUGCUCAAGUGACGCCCGCUCUGCUGGCGCGAGGGAGCAGCCAGCGGGGGGAGGCUGGGAGGGAGAGCGUGAGCUGAGCUCAUCGGCACAGGCUCCUCUGCCCACAGAGUUUGGCUGGGGCUGGAAACAGCACCAGCCAUUGCCCCAGGCCAGAGCCGGGUCUGUUCUUCCCCUGCCCGCUCCAGUGGCUCAGCCAACACUGCCUGGAGCCAUUGGCUCUGCCCUGGGAGCGGGCGCCGGAGCGCCGGGGGAGACUCGGCCACAGGCCGGGACGCUGGGCCUGACGGCAGGUUUAUAAGGUCACCGUGGGGUACAUUGAAGCUUGCUCCCCUCUGCGUGCAGCAGCCCCGGCCAGCCUGGGAAUCAAACCCCUUUGGUCUCUGGCCAGCGUGGACUCGCUCCCUCUGCCUGUUCGGGAUACGGCCUCGCCAAGCCACAGCCCUUGUGCUCCAGGGUACGCCUAGGCCACACUCUAAGCCCGGGCUCUGACUCAGGUUUGAGCCCAAGCCCCACUUCCGUCCACACACAAACCCGUCUGACUCAGGUCAGCAAGCACUCAGGACCCUGCCGGGGGUGGGGCUGAGCCCUACGGAGGCUCAGGUCCAAGCCCUGUCACAUUGCCGUGUGGACACAGCUCAGAGCCUCAGGCCCAACUCAGACAGUCUGUGUCGUGCAGCAUGGGCCUGGGAGCACGGCUGGGAGAGCCGGGUGCAGCAGCUGUCAGCCCGGGUUUACAGCGCAGCGUGGAAACCCCAAGUGCACAGCCCAGGCCCCCCAGACCCGAGUUUACAACCGCGUGUAGACGCACCCCCAGAGUCCGUGGAGGAAUCAGCCCAGGUCUGAGCAUUGCUUGUUAGCCGCUGCUGCUGCAAAGCCAGCAGAGGGAGCCCAAAACAUUGUUUUUGUGUAGGGCCUACAUAAACCAUGGUCAUUACAUCUCAAUACUCUGGGUUUUCAAACAUUGGGGACAGCGGUAGAUUCUAAAAUAGCCAUUUAAAAUCCAGGGGAUAUUCCUCCCCAGGCAGCCACUAAUUUACGAUGCCGGCGGGUCGUGCUUUGGGCCUCCUCUCCUCGGAGGUGCUCCUUUCAGAUCUCCGAACCGGAAAGGCGUACCAAUAGCACCUUCGCUCCCGCGUCGGGCGGGACUGGGCCUCUCAGCUAGAGCCCAGGAGCUGCAGUGAGCCUGGCCUCUAGCAGCGAGUCAGCCUAACACCCCAGCUCCCCUUUCCCCCGCCAGGCAUCGCUGUGACAGACACACAAUGGCAUUCAGGAGGGUCCAUGCCGUCCAGUGCAGCGUGUGCACAUGUCGCUGUCCUGUCUGCUGCAGCCCCCUUCUCCCCACCCCACCCACCCUCAUCUCACCCCUGCGGGAUGCCUACAUGCAUCUCAAGGGCCCUUGGCCAUGGUGAAGCGGGAGCAGAGAGAACAGAUCUUCCCCCAACUGGCUCCUGCAUCUCUUCUGCUCCUCACUGACCCGGCUCUGGGGGCCCCACUUGGGCCAGCCCCCUCCUCACAGGGGGGUUUAGGCUGUGGUGUGCAGCCAGUGCUUAAUUGGCAAUGAAAGAGGUGCCGAGGCUCAAGCAAUUUUUUAACUUUCAGAACUGACAUGACAAACCCAGAGGUGCUGGGGCUCUGAACAGCCGAGCCCCCGGCAAGCCCCGGCACAAAUGAAGCACUGUGUGCGGCUACCACAAUCCCACGCUGUCGUACAGGGAGCAGGACACCGUCCCAGCCUUGAGUGCCGGGGUCUGCCUAGGUGGGCCAAGGAGCAUUCUCUGCAGGCCAGCUGUCCAUGCCUGAGCUGGAGACGCACCGCUCACUGCGGGCUGGUGGAGUGACGUCUGGGCGCCUCAGGCUGCAAGCGGGGCUCUGCUCCAGGGCUUGCAGCUUAGACCAGUCCACCCCGUCCUGCAGCUCCUAGGGAAUGGCUGCUUCCCUGCGCUCCCCAGGAGAAGUGUCGCUAAGGGGGCAGCUCUGGCAGCCCCUGCUGGGGUCAGGGAAGGGAUGGGGGAGGGCUACACUGUUCCGCCACUUUUCAAUCUCUUUGGCCCUGGGAAGUGGAUCGGGGCAGAGCCCUCUGCCCUCCUGUGCAAAGACUGUGGGGAAAGGUGGGGGCAGGGUAAGCCUUCCAUUCCCCUCAUCUCUGCCCGGGCUGCAAGUCAUGGGAAAGGGCCUAACCCGCUCUGGCUCCCAAUUCUCCUGCCACGCGCUGCACACAGGCCUGGCUCUGCAGCACCAGGGGGAGAACCAGCAGCCUCUGCUGCGGCAGGGUGGCACCCAGCCCCGGGCCAGGACCAGCAGCCAAGGAAGGUGUGUAAGCCACGGAACCAGACUGUUACCCAGCCUGCUUGGGAAAGGCCCAAGCAAGCCAGAGCUGCCUCCGUGGGAGCCCCUGCCUGGAAGGUGUGCUGCACAAGGCAGGAGCGCCUCACACUGCACCUGGGCAGGAGGGGAAAACCCUCCCUGUGCUGGACUUAACCAUCCCAGGCGAUUAGCUGCUCCUGGAAUAGCUGCCUCUGGCUGCAGUGGGGGAAGGCAGUGCCCCAGCCCACCACACGAAAUAGCUUGUUAUUUCAGGGGGUCAGCAGCAGCCUCACCAUCAGCAUCAUUAGUGUGUUUGAAACACAUGGUUGAACUUAAUUUUCCUUGUUUAUAAUGGCAAAGGGCCAGGGAUGUUGUGCUCGAGCAGAGGGCAGCGUGUGUACGUAGCAGGCUGUGCUGUAUGUGAGUGUACCAAUACUGAAUGCUUCUUGCCUGUACAAUAUAUACAUAUUUUUAUAUUUUUAAUGCUAGUGCUGAAAGCCCCUGGUUCAUUGCAAACCCAACCUGAGGGGGUUUGUGGGUUUUUAAGCCCCCUGCUUUGGUUGUGGGUGAAGGAGCCAGGCUGCAAGUCAGGGGUGCUUAGCAGUGGUUGAUCUGAUGGAAGCACUUUAUGGAUCAUUGGUGAUCUGGCAUUUGUUGUGAUGGAUGUAUCUCUUGUAAUAGAGCUGGUGAAGGUGAUGGGGGCACUGGGUUGUGUGGGGUGAAAUUAGAUCACGGACACAGCAGUGGUUUUCAAGCCAAAAAAAUAUCACCCAAGGCUGUUUUUGCUUCUGUCCCAUUUCUGUUCAAGGAGGUUUUCCCUACUACAUAAGAACCCCCCGUCCUCCUGAAUCCGUGACCAAGGCCUGCACAUUGUGCUUCAGUUCUGGUACUAAUGGUUGAUUUAAAAAGCAACUUUGUUCCUUCUCAAUGUGGGGUCUCUUCCUACUUAAUCCUGCAGGCAACUCCUCCUGGGGGAUUGGUAACACUGCUGUUCCUAGCCACAGCAGAAGGUGAUGGGUAGGCCUUCAUGGCGAGAUUCAAAAGGACCAGAGCAGCCUGGGCAGGGGAAGGCACUCAGCCAACCACACACACCUGAGCUUUUAGCCCAGUGAAUGAGACAACUGAGGAAAUGCGCUGUUGGUAGGAACAUUUGCCCAGCCUGGGACCUGCUUGUUACAGAGCUUUGCUAAUGCAGCUCCUACAGGGGACUUGGGGUUUAACUUGCCCCUAAAUGGCCCCGCAAGAUAAAGCUGGGCCAUUUGUGAGGAAUGCAGAACCAUUUCACUUUGCAGAGGGGCUUGGGAGGUGGGGAUUCAGAUCCCAGCUGUACCUCACAAAUGUAUAGUAGCACCACAUCCUGUCAGAGGGAAGUGCAGGGGCAGCUGCAACUGUGAAGGAACCAUUGACUCCUAAAGAGGGUAGAGAAAAACCUCUCUUCAGUGGAGCCGUCUCACCUGCUAGCUGGGAUCCAGAGAGUCUGUACUGGUGGGAGCAGCAUUACUGGAAACUUCCCAUGCACCAUGCAAGCACAGUUCCAAGGGCAGCAAGACAGCACAAGAUGGAGGGCAGACUGCAGGGCUCUCCUCUCUCCUGAAGGCAAGUAACUGACCCUAAGCACUAGCCCCAGCUGAUUCCAAUAUGUGACCCAAGCUCAAUGGCUCAGACAACAGCAAAUCUCCUUACCCUACUUUAAUUUUCGUGGGAUGAUUGGAGAGGAGCUGCUGCCAUGACCCCCGGGAGAGGGCUAAACAGGGCUCUGGAGAAUUUCAGGGGGCAGCAGCAAAGAGUGUAGGCCCAAAUUUGAGCCUUGCUGGAGGAGAAAAGAAAGCACAGGCAGGUAUAAGAGGGACUCUGCCACAAAGUGUUUUCAGGAAUUUUUGCUUUACAUGUUGAUGAGAAUCAUCCUUGUUGAAAAAUGGUAACGUUCCCCAGCAGCACAGCCUGGCCUGGCCAGCAUGAGAGAACGAACAGCAUAAAGAGUGACAAGCAAGGGGCAGGGAUGGUCUGGUGGCCCUGCUACUUAAAUAUCCCGCAAAGAAAGCAGCAGUAAGUCCCUGGAGUGAGUCACUAGCUAAGGAGCCAGCACUGCGUAGCCAGAAACCUUAUAAACUGGCCAGGCCAAGUGAACUCUGGCUGUGGGUACAGCUGCAGCACCCCACCCCCACCCGCUCUGUGAACCUACUGCGCUGAUGUUUGCAGUGUUGGUCCCAGGAUAUUAGAGACACACGGGGGGGUGAGGUCAGGUCUUUCAUUGCACCAACAUCUGUUGGUGAGACAGACACACUUUCGAGCUUACAGACAGGUCAGCCCUGCAGAAGAGCUCUGUGUGGCUUCAAAGCGUGUCCUCUCAUCAGCAGAAGUUGGUCCAGUAGCAGAUACUCCCCCAGCCCUGGGUCUCCCUACUUCACUAGAGACAGAGGCUUUGCUUUUGCCAGCGCUAUCUGGUUCCCAUAACUUGCUCUGGUCCUGCACUCAGGCAGCAGCCUGACUCCAACCAAGGGGGAAGUUAUGCAACUGCAACCUCCAUGCCCCAGUGCCUGCCCAGAACACCUCCGGGACCCCACUCCGUUUGGACCAUGUCCGCGUGUGUGCAGAAAUUCACCAACGGGGCCAAACCCAGCCAUGCUGCAUGCAGGUGACACCUCCAUUGACUUCAGUGGAGUUGCAGCUGCUUACAACAGUGCUGAAUUUGUCCCAAGGACUGUGCAGAACCUACAAAGCAGGGGCCAGAUCUUGAGAGGUGCUGGGCACCAUUAACUCCCAUUGAAAUCAGUAGAGAUCACUGGUUACCUCAGCCUGAUGUAGGAAGAAGAGCAGAGGGGGCAAGUUGGGUUUUGAAAGCUUUGUUAUUCUGAGCUGCAGCGCAGCCAACUUUAUCUCCUGAAGAACUCCCUUCCCAUGGGCCCUGGGUUAGAGUAACAGGAGACUGCGAGGACCACACCGUGCGUCCAGCUCUCUGGCCAACGAGUUGGGGAGCAGGACGAGGACUAGGGAUAGCUACUCUCAGCAGCUACUAUAGACGCCCAUACUCUGUAACCCUAAUGUCGAUGUAAGAAUAAUGAAUGUUACACAGUAAAUUAUUACAUUAAACAGAAAAGCCUUGUGUUCACCGCCUGUUCAUU